GAGGGCGGGCUGGAUUCUACGAGCGCCGCGGCGGUUGGCGAAGCGAACCGGGCGCAACCUCCCCGAUGCGAAGAGCAGUCCCCGCUGACAGAUCCUCUUCUUCCGGCCGCGCCACCCGGGAGGCGGAUCCCCGGGGCCUGAGGAGGCUUCCUCGGCCCGCGCCUCCGUCCCUCCCUCUCCUGCGGGUCAGCGGAGCGGCCUAGGAGGAGGAGGAGAAGGAGGUCUAUCGGGGGAGGCGGCGGGCCGAGAACGCGCUCCCCCUUUCCCGGCGGCAGCGGCGGCGGCGGGGGCAGGACAAUGGAGGUGGCUGUGGAGAAGGCGGCGACGGCGGCCGCGGCCGCUUCGGCGGCAGCCGCCGGGGGGCCCUCGGCGGCGCCGAGCGGGGAGAACGAGGCCGAGAGUCGCCAGGGCCCCGACUCGGAGCGCGGAGGCGAGGCGGCCCGGCUCAACCUGUUGGACACUUGCGCCGUGUGCCACCAGAACAUCCAGAGCCGGGCGCCCAAGCUGCUGCCUUGCCUGCACUCCUUCUGCCAGCGCUGCCUGCCCGCGCCCCAGCGCUACCUCAUGCUGCCAGCGCCCAUGCUGGGCUCCGCCGAAACCCCGCCGCCCGUCCCCGCCCCCGGCUCGCCGGUCAGCGGCUCCUCGCCGUUCGCGACCCAAGUUGGAGUCAUUCGAUGUCCUGUUUGCAGCCAAGAGUGUGCAGAGAGACACAUCAUAGAUAACUUUUUUGUGAAGGACACUACUGAGGUUCCCAGCAGUACAGUAGAAAAGUCUAAUCAGGUAUGUACAAGCUGUGAGGACAAUGCAGAAGCUAAUGGGUUUUGUGUGGAGUGUGUUGAAUGGCUCUGCAAGACAUGCAUCAGAGCUCAUCAAAGGGUGAAAUUCACAAAAGACCACACUGUGAGACAAAAAGAGGAAGUAUCUCCAGAGGCAGUUGGUGUGACCAGUCAACGACCAGUAUUUUGUCCUUUUCAUAAGAAGGAGCAGCUGAAGCUUUACUGUGAAACAUGUGACAAACUGACAUGUCGGGAUUGCCAGUUACUAGAACAUAAAGAACAUAGAUACCAAUUUAUAGAAGAAGCUUUUCAGAAUCAGAAAGUGAUCAUAGAUACACUAAUCACCAAACUGAUGGAAAAAACAAAAUAUAUAAAAUUCACAGGAAAUCAGAUCCAAAACAGGAUAAUUGAAGUAAAUCAAAAUCAGAAGCAGGUGGAACAGGACAUUAAAGUUGCCAUAUUUACAUUGAUGGUAGAAAUAAAUAAAAAAGGUAAAGCUUUACUGCAUCAGCUUGAGAGUCUUGCAAAAGAUCAUCGAAUGAAACUUAUGCAACAGCAGCAGGAAGUGGCUGGACUUUCUAAACAGUUGGAACAUGUCAUGCAUUUUUCUAAAUGGGCAGUUUCCAGUGGCAGCAGCACAGCAUUACUUUAUAGCAAGCGACUGAUUACGUACCGGUUACGGCACCUCCUUCGAGCAAGGUGUGAUGCUUCCCCAGUGACCAACAAUACCAUCCAGUUUCACUGUGAUCCUAGUUUCUGGGCUCAAAAUAUAAUCAAUUUAGGUUCUUUAGUAAUUGAAGAUAAAGAGAGUCAACCACAAAUGCCUAAGCAGAAUCCUGUCGUGGAACAGAAUUCACAGCCACCAGGUGGUUUAUCUUCAAACCAGUUAUCCAAGUUUCCAACCCAGAUCAGCCUAGCUCAGUUACGACUCCAGCAUAUGCAGCAACAGGUAAUGGCUCAGAGGCAACAGGUGCAACGGAGGCCAGCACCUGUGGGUUUACCAAACCCUAGAAUGCAGGGGCCCAUCCAGCAACCUUCCAUCUCUCACCAGCAACCUCCUCCACGUUUGAUAAAUUUUCAGAAUCAUAGCCCCAAGCCCAAUGGACCAGUUCUCCCUCCUCAUCAUCAACAACUAAGAUACCCAUCAAACCAGAAUACGCCACGACAAGCAAUGAAGCCCAACCCCUUGCAGAUGGCUUUCUUGGCUCAACAAGCCAUAAAACAGUGGCAGAUCAGCAGUGGGCACGCGGCCCCCUCGACUGCCAACAGCACGUCAUCUACUCCCUCCAGCCCCACCAUUACUAGUGCAGCAGGGUAUGAUGCGAAGGCUUUCGGCUCACCUGUGAUUGAUUUGAGCUCACCGGUGGGAGGUCCCUACAAUCUUCCUUCUCUUCCAGAUAUUGACUGUUCAAGUACUAUUAUGCUGGACAACAUCGUGAGGAAAGAUCCCAGUGCCGACCACGGCCAGCCACGACCACCCUCAAACAGAGCUGUCCAGUCCCCGAACUCAUCAGUGCCAUCGCCAGGCCUUGCAGGACCUGUUACUAUGACAAGUGUCCACCCGCCAAUACGUUCACCUAGUGCCUCCAGCGUUGGGAGCCGAGGAAGCUCUGGCUCUUCCAGCAAACCAGCAGGAGCUGAUUCUACACACAAAGUCCCAGUGGUCAUGUUGGAGCCAAUUCGAAUAAAACAAGAAAACAGUGGACCACCUGAAAAUUACGAUUUUCCUGUUGUAAUAGUGAAACAAGAAUCAGAUGAGGAAUCCAGGGCUCAAAAUACCAACUAUCCAAGAAGCAUACUCACCUCCCUGCUUCUAAAUAGCAGUCAGAGCGCUGCGUCUGAGGAGUCUGUGUUGAGAUCAGAUGCGCCUGAUAGCACAGGAGAUCAACCUGGACUUCACCAGGAAAACUCCUCAAAUGGAAAGUCUGAGUGGCUAGAUGCCUCCCAGAAGUCUCCCCUUCAUGUUGGGGAGACAAGGAAAGAGGAUGACCCCAAUGAGGACUGGUGUGCAGUUUGUCAGAAUGGAGGGGAACUCCUGUGCUGUGAGAAGUGUCCCAAAGUAUUCCAUCUCUCUUGUCACGUGCCCACACUGGCAAAUUUUCCAAGUGGAGAGUGGAUCUGCACUUUCUGCCGAGACUUAUCUAAACCCGAAGUUGAAUAUGAUUGUGAUGCUCCCAUUCACAACUCAGAAAAAAGGAAAACUGAAGGCCUUGUCAAACUAACACCAAUAGAUAAAAGGAAGUGCGAACGCCUACUUUUAUUUCUUUACUGCCAUGAAAUGAGCCUGGCUUUUCAAGACCCAGUUCCUCUGACCGUGCCUGAUUAUUACAAAAUAAUUAAAAAUCCAAUGGACUUGUCAACCAUCAAGAAAAGAUUACAAGAAGAUUAUUGCAUGUAUACAAAGCCUGAAGAUUUUGUAGCUGAUUUUAGAUUGAUCUUUCAAAACUGUGCUGAAUUCAAUGAGCCUGAUUCAGAAGUGGCCAAUGCUGGUAUAAAACUUGAAAGCUAUUUUGAAGAACUUCUGAAGAAUCUUUAUCCAGAAAAAAGGUUUCCUAAACUAGAAUUCAGAAAUGACUCAGAAGAUAAUAAAUUUAGUGAUGACUCAGAUGAUGACUUUGUACAGCCCCGGAAGAAACGCCUCAAGAGCAUAGAGGAACGCCAGUUGCUUAAAUAAGCACACUGGCCUGAGCUGGUUUUUAGAUUUUUGUUUGUUUUCGAAAAACAUUUUGCCACUAAUUUAACAUCAGUACCAAGAAGACUUUGUGACCAUCUUAAGUUUUCAAUGUUUACUAGACUCUGAUUUCCUUAAUAACCCAUUUCUUUUAACCUUCUUAUUAAGAAAGAAAGGAAAAGAGGGAGGAAGGAAGGAGAAAGGAAGAAAGAAGCAUCAACAACAAAAUAAAAAGACAUUCUUCCCACUUCCUGGAUUUCAAACCGCAGUCCUGAGUGACAGCUACUAUAGAAAAGGACCUUGUAUGAACUCUAAGUUGAAGUUUUAAUGUGGUCUGGAUGUGUGCGUUAAUCCAUUUAGAAAAUACCACUACUCAAUUAUGGACCAACGAGUCAGGUGUACUGCACAUCAGUACAGUACUCCAUGAAUGUCAGUGGUAAUGAGUUCUAUCCUAGAAUGCCCACCGGUGCACCGAGAAGGUAGACUAGAUGCUGUUUAAGAAGGUGCCUAAUAGUAUAUCAUGUAAAAUGGCAACUGUAUUAAAGAAAAAGGAAAACAAA
This is a messenger RNA of Cervus elaphus (red deer), 4007 nucleotides long. It is a transcript of the gene TRIM24, whose product is annotated as tripartite motif containing 24. The coding region runs from base 298 to 3450 and encodes 1050 amino acids. The transcript is spliced from 19 exons. The record is from RefSeq and is a predicted model, not a curated record. NCBI's taxonomy places the organism in Eukaryota, Metazoa, Chordata, Mammalia, Artiodactyla, Cervidae. Gene Ontology annotation, molecular function: protein binding; zinc ion binding.